Messenger RNA from Eubalaena glacialis (North Atlantic right whale), 3319 nucleotides. RefSeq names its product zinc finger protein 792 (gene ZNF792). Gene Ontology annotation, molecular function: RNA polymerase II cis-regulatory region sequence-specific DNA binding; DNA-binding transcription activator activity, RNA polymerase II-specific. Lineage: Eukaryota; Metazoa; Chordata; Mammalia; Artiodactyla; Balaenidae. The coding region runs from base 1 to 1998 and encodes 665 amino acids. Gene Ontology annotation, cellular component: nucleus. Gene Ontology annotation, biological process: regulation of transcription by RNA polymerase II. The transcript is spliced from 5 exons. The record is from RefSeq and is a predicted model, not a curated record.
AUGCCAUCCAGAGCUCCACAAAUAUUUUCUCCUGCUAAUCUAAAUUUAGAGACAGAGAAAAGGGAGUCUCACCACUUUCCCUCCCACCAGAACUUGCAGGCAGAGACCCGGGAGGCUGACUUGGACUGUGUGACCUUUGAGGACGUGACCAUUUACUUCUCCCAGGAGGAGUGGGGACUCCUUGAUGAGGCUCAGAGACUCCUGUACUGCGAUGUGAUGCUGGAGAACUUUGCACUGAUAGCCUCACUGGGACUUACAUCUUUCAGGUCUCAUGUAGUUGCCCAGCUGGAGAUGGGGGCAGAGCCCUGGGUGCCUGACCGAGUGGACAUGACGUCAGCCAUGGCAAGAGGGGCAUAUAGAGGGCCUGGCUCAGAUUUUUGCCGUGGAACAGAGGGUGAGGAGUCACCUGCUGAGCUUAGUGUUCCUGUAGAAGUGUCACAGGACAUGAAUCCCAAGGUGUUUCCAUCCACCCAGAAAGGCUACCCCUGUGACCUGUGUGGCCUACACCUUAAAGACAUUGUGCACCCGGCUGAACACCAGGCAACAUUUCCCAGGCAGAAACCACAUGUGUGUGAGGCAUACAGGAGAGAGUUCAAGUUCAAUGCCAACCUUCAUCAACCACAGAUGCAGCAGAACGUGGACAAGCCUAUUGCAAGGAACGAAGGCAGCGCCUCGCUUGUGAAGAGCUGCAGAGAUGACACAUCAAAGAAACCUUUCACACUGAGGGAGGGUGGGAAGGCCUUUGUGUCCAGAUGUGGUUUUCUCCAGCACCAGGUCACUCCCCGUGUCAUGGAGCCACACCAGAGCUCUGAAGGCGUGGUGGAUUUUCCCACUAUGCAAUGCCGUAAGAAAUGCAGUGAAUUUCAGAAUGCUCUCAGUGACAAAUCCUCACUUGUUCAGCAGAGAACCCACACUGGAGAAAGGCCUUAUGAGUGCAGCAAAUGUGGGAUAUUCUUCAGCUACGCCGCUGGCCUCUUUCAACACCAGAGAGAUCACAAUCGAGGAAAGCCUUAUGAGUGUGGUGAAUGUGGGACAUUCUUUAGCCAGCAGUCCAGUCUCAUCAAACAUCAGAGAGUUCACACUGGUGAAAGCCCUCAUGUGUGCAGCGAAUGUGGGAAAUUCUUUAGCCGAAGCUCCAAUCUUAUUCAACAUAAGAGGGUGCACACUGGAGAAAAGCCUUAUGAGUGCAGUGAAUGUGGAAAAUUCUUUAGCCAACGUUCCAACCUCAUUCAUCAUAAGAGGGUUCAUACAGGUAAAAGUGCUCAUGAGUGCAGUGAGUGUGGGAAAUCCUUCAACUGCAACUCCAGCCUAAUUAAACAUUGGAGAGUUCACACUGGAGAAAAACCUUAUAAGUGCAAUGAAUGUGGGAAAUUCUUUAGCCACUUUGAUGGACUUGUUCAACAUCAGAUAGUUCACACUGGUGAACGACCCUAUGGGUGCAGCGUUUGCGGGAAAGCCUUCAGCCGAAGCUCCGACCUCAUGAAACAUCAGCGAGUUCACACUGGUGAACGGCCUUAUGAGUGCAGUGAAUGUGGGAAACUGUUUAGCCAAAGCUCCAGCCUCAAUAGCCAUCGGAGACUUCACACUGGUGAACGGCCUUAUCAGUGCCCUGAAUGCGGUAAAUUCUUUAGCCAACGCUCCAGCUUCAAUAACCAUCGGAGACUUCACACUGGUGAGCGGCCUUAUGAGUGCCUUGAAUGUGGGAAAACCUUCAGGCAAAGUUCUAAUCUGAGGCAGCACCAGAAAGUUCACAAACCAGAUAAGCCAUAUAAGUGCAAUGAAUGUGAAAAAGCCUUCAGCCAAAGGUCUACCCUCAUCCGGCAUCAGAAAAUUCACACUAGAGAAAGGAGUUCAGAGAAUGUGCACCCUCCUUCUUCAGCACGACAGCACCCACUAGAGAUUAACUCUGAGAGUGGUCUUUAUGAGGGAGCUGUCAGCCAGAAGUUGAACCUUGUUCAUCCAAAUAUCUAUGCUGGAGAGAUUCCCAAUGGAUGCUAGAUACAUUGGAAGCUUUCUGGAGCAAGGUUGCAUUUUCUGACCACAGACUUUGCCAGAGUUUUUCUCACUGCUAAUGUCUGUGGUAGAAGUCAUCUCAGUUCUACCCACUGGCAGGUCUCCAGAGUGUGCAUCAGCCACUUUCCUGUGCUCACAGAAGACAGGCCUCUGUUUCCUCUUUCCAAGAGGGGAUCAUGAGUAGCCUGAGGCCAUGGGAAGAAGUCAUUCCCUCCCCCUGUGACUGGUUUAGCUGUGGACAUGACCCAUCUUUGGCCAUGAAGACCUGAGCUGGGUCCUACUGGCAGCUUGCAGAGGUUUCCCUUUUUCAAGGACAUUUGUUGAUCUUGUAUGAUGCUCGUGAUGGAUUCAUCCAGGUUCCACUUACCCAUCUUAACAACUAUUUACUUUACAUUGCUCUGGUUUGGGUGAUAAGAGCCUUACUGAUAAAGCCACCUUUAAUCUCCUGUGUUCUGAUAACUAUGGAGUGGGUUGAGAACAGAAUUAAGGUCUACCAAACCAAAGGGGUCUCCAAAUUUAUUGCCUCAGGGAAGAGCAGGAUGGCAGAGCUCAGUUUUCAGUCCAGAUUUGGCCUCAUUUGUGUUGCUACCCAAGGCAUCCUAGGGAAGCUUGUAGGGCUUUGUGGGCCUAAUGUUGUGGUCUGAAUGGCAUGAAUUUUUGUGAAUCAGAGAUUACUCUGAGGAAGGGGAGGUUGUGCAACCUCCAGUGCAUCUGGAAGCAGCAUGAGUUGGGCCCCUUGUUUACUGGAGAUGCCUCCUAUUCCUUAGCACUGUUGAGUAGACACUGUUUACCUGGCCCCUGCCAAGGAGUUAUAUGCCCUUUAUGUCUACUGUUCCAGUAUAUGUCACCUACUGUAAGACUUACUGGGUCCAGCUGGCAAACUAGAGGGAAUGUACCUGUUCUAAAAGUGCAUCCACAAAUGUUCCCUUAAAUGUGACUGUGCAGGAUUCAGGAUUUGCAGAAGUUCUCAGGACCUCCAGACCUCUGUUCUUAUGACUAAGGUCACCAGCAGAGCAAAUUAUCUAAAGGUUUUGUGGAAUACUGCAGGCUCUCUGCAUUAUUCAUGUCAAAGCCAUUGCUGUGUUGGCAGGAAAAUGGGGACUAAGAGAAGGUAGAUCCUGUAUGCCAGGGAUGAGGCAUUUGUGACAUAGCCAGCCAUCUCUGCUCCCAACACAUGAGGAGAGAGGUAGUAGAGUCAAUAUGGGGUUGCCAAAUCUUCUAGUUUUCCAAAAUGAGUAGGAGAUCAGAUUUUUAUGUGCAACAAUUUCUUUUAAUGCUUUGUUGAGAUACAAUUUUCAUGCAAUAA